Messenger RNA from Auanema sp. JU1783, 900 nucleotides. The record is from the annotation of a GenBank genome assembly. Lineage: Eukaryota; Metazoa; Nematoda; Chromadorea; Rhabditida; Rhabditidae.
AUGGAUAUCAAGUUGAGUGAUGCCGAAAAAAUAUUUCUAAUUCAUGGUGCUGAGGCUGGCUUCCGAAAUGAUGGGCGAGGUUGCGAGGACUUCCGUCCAAUUAUUGUUGAGAGAGGUGCAUUAUCUAGUACUGAUGGUUCUGCUAGAGUUCGCUUAGACACCACAGACAUAUUGGUUGGAGUCAAAUGCGAUCUACAGUUCUUCGAAGAUGGUUUAGUUCCCGAUUCAAGACUGAGGUUUUCUGUGGAUUGUUCUGCCAAUGCUUCCCCUCAGUUUGAAGGAAAGGGGGGUGAUCUAUUUGCCGAGGAUAUCGUUAGUAUGUUGGAAGCUGUAUAUGAUAAUUCCUACAUUUUACCUGAUAUCAAAAAACUUCAAGUUUCGCCAAAUCACUGCUGGAUUAUAUAUGUAGAUAUUGUUAUUCUUCAAUAUGGUGGUAACAUAGCCGAUGCAUGUUCAAUUGGGACUAUUGCCGCUUUGAACAAUACCCAAAUAUGUGUAGUUAAUCCUAGACCUGCGGACGCCAAUCGUAUGACUAUCGAAUUGCCCGAUUCUGGAGAGACGUGGAGCUUGAAUAUUGAAAAAUUACCCAUUCUUAUAACAGUAAGUAAAGUUGGCACGGCGAACAUCGUCGAUUGUUGCACCAAUGAGGAAGCUUGUGUCAAAUCAGCUCUAGUUAUUGGAGUAUCACCGCCACCUAAACCUAAUAGUUCAAAUGAUUCUUGCAUAAUCUCUCUAGUAAGGCAAACCGCAGGUGGUAGUUUGGAGAAUCAAUCAGCGGAAGAUAUGAUUGAUACGGCCGUUCGAGUAUCCCGGGGUUUGCAUAAAUCCCUCAGAGCUAGGUUUGCAGAAGAAGAAUCUUCGGAAGAGCUCAGAUUACCUGGUGAAACCUUCCUUUCAUAG